This is a messenger RNA of Sinocyclocheilus grahami, 2466 nucleotides long. It is a transcript of the gene ncana, whose product is annotated as neurocan a. Lineage: Eukaryota; Metazoa; Chordata; Actinopteri; Cypriniformes; Cyprinidae. The transcript has 10 exons. Bases 1 to 2466 code for a protein of 821 amino acids. Gene Ontology annotation, molecular function: calcium ion binding; hyaluronic acid binding. The record is from RefSeq and is a predicted model, not a curated record. Gene Ontology annotation, cellular component: synapse; perineuronal net. Gene Ontology annotation, biological process: central nervous system development; skeletal system development; cell adhesion.
AUGGGGUUUGAUGGUCAUCUAGUGGAAAAGCUUGGUGUGACUCGAGCCGAGACUCCGGCGACGGUCCGGAGAGUGACCCAUCCUCCGCUGCGGCGUCCUUUAGCCGACUCCGCUCUGCUCCCGUGUGUGUUCACCCUGCAGGCCGCCCUGGUCCCGGGACACGGCCCCUUCAUCCACUGGAGCCGCGGCUCCGGAGCGCAGGAGAGGACGGUGCUGUCGGCCCGGGACGGGGUGGUCAGGGUGCACCAGGCGUACGCGGGUCGGGUCAGUCUGCCCGGAUACUCCGCCAACCCACUCAACGCAUCACUGGCGCUUUCCCAGCUCCGCUCCAAUGAUUCCGGGACUUUCCGAUGCCACGUCGCCUUUGGAGAACAUUAUGAGCAGGAUACGGUCAACCUGGAGGUCACAGGUGUGGUGUUUCCCUACGGUUCUCCUGCGGCCCGUUAUUCGCUGGCGUUCGCGGAGGCUAUCCGUGCAUGUGAGGAGAAUUCGGCUGAGGUCGCGACCCCCGAGCAGCUGUGGGCAGCGUUUCACUCCAGCAUGAACAGCUGCACGGCCGGAUGGCUCAAAGACCAGAGCGUCAGGUAUCCCGUACAGAGACCCGAGCUCGGUUGCUAUGGACACGCAGAGUUUUCUCAAGGCGUGAGGAAUUAUGGGAAACGGGACCCUUUGGAAUUGUUUGACGUUUACUGUUUUGCCAAUGACAUGCAAGGUGAAGUGUUUCCCGCCGCUGUUCCUGACCGACUGACUCACGUCGAAGCCUCGGCUCACUGCGCGUCUCUGGGGGGCCGGCUGGCGACCGUCGGUCAGCUCUAUCUGGCCUGGAGCUCUGGGCUGGACCACUGCGAGCCGGCCUGGCUGUCUGAUGGGAGCGUGAGGUUUUCCGUCAGCUCGCUGCGCUCAGACUGUCCCGCUGGAGAACCAGGCGUCCGGACGGUUUCACCGACAGAACUGAACAACGGGAGCGCGCGGUUCGAUGCUUUCUGCUAUCGAGACGCACAGACUGCCGGCCAGUCGGACCUGCCUGACCUUCGACCCUCUAACUGGACCGGACAGGUGGAUCUGGACAAAGAGCCGCUCACGGCUGAACCUGCUGAGCUCUCGGCCGAGUAUCUGACGGUCCGUCUGCGUGCCGGAGACACGUCUCUGGACUGGAGCGGCCAGCUGGACUCGUUCCCAGACAGCCGACAGGUGCUUCCUGAUCUGAGUCCUGGCGGCUCGGCCCGAGAGGAAGAGGACGAGGAUGAAGGUCUGUCUGGUCAGUCUGUGAGUCCUGCAGCUCCUUCAGACGCUCCUCAAGGACAGGCCAAGAGUCCCCUCACCAGCAUCGUCAGCUCGUUAUGGAAACCCUGGAGCUACUUGACAGGAAGUGAAGCUGAGGCGACGAGCACGAGCGUGACAGACGGCAGAACCACUCCCGGAUCAGGGUUGAGGUCGUGGUGGAGCCCCUCAUGGCUGUCUGGUCCUUCAGCCGUCACUGAUAAAUUAAUCACCUCCUUUCCGUCCACGAGUUCAGUCGUACCAAACGCCACCAGAAACGGACCGGGCGACAUUCAGACCAGUCGACCUGCACAGGACGGUCCGGCGACGACAGCUGAUUGGGUCGUAGUGACCGAAAUACCCGAGCAGAAAACCGAAUCCCCUGAACCCAAAGUCUCCGUCUCGACCCAGAACUACUCCGGAGAGAGUCGAGUCCCAGAGACGGAGGGCAGCUCGUGGGGCGACACGUACCCGUCGUCCCAAACGCCGCUGACGACGAGCACUGGUUCCUUCUCCACCGCCGCACACGGACACGAGGCUCGUGGAGAAAUCCAGUACAGACGCAGAAACAAACCCAAGAGACUCAACCAGAGCACAACAGAGAUGAUGGCGCUCGUCGCCCAGAGCACGACGACUCCCUCCGUCCUGACGUCCGGCACUGGAGACACUGGGACGACCAUCUCGACGUCUGCAGGCGAGUCUCAGACGUCAAGCCUCAUCACGGCGGUCCCCAGCAGCCUAGAGCAGGAUCUGAGCAGCGCCGAGGCCGUCAGGAAGAACAGCUCCGCUGGAGAAGAAGCGGACGACAGAUGCAGCUGUCUGCACGGAGGGACGUGUCUUCCUCACGGAGAGGGUUUCCGCUGCUUCUGUCCGCAGGGUUACGCAGGAGAAAGCUGUGAAAUCGAUGUGGAUGACUGUCAGUCGAACCCCUGUGAGAACGGCGGCACCUGUAUCGAUAAAGAGGACUCGUUUGUGUGUCUCUGUUUGCCGAGUUACAGCGGAGACCGAUGUGAGAGAGACACAGAGGGCUGUGAACACGGCUGGAAGAAGUUUCACGGUCACUGCUACCGUCUGUUUCCUCGCAGACACACCUGGGAGGACGCAGAGAAAGACUGCAGGGAGCACAGCAGCCACCUGACCAGCAUCACUUCCUCCAUGGAGCAGGACUUCCUUAACGGUACGUCUCAAGCUGCAGAGCUUAGAUAA